GAGCUAAAAUGGCAUCAGCCUGACUCAGCCUUAAAUAGAAGCCAAUCGAGUGCGGGGUGUGAAAAAUGCAGCCCCACAAUUGGUCGAAUCAGCACUACCUAGUCACAUGUUUCACCGCCUUGGGAAUUAAUUCCGCUAGUUAACACACGUGACUUUGAUAAAUGGCUUUUCGGGCGCGGUCAGGAGCAAUCCUCAGAUGGGGACAGAGCACCCGAUCUCGGAUGGGGAGCGUUCGUGGUCUGGCUACGGUGUCGGACAGCACACGGGGGGGGGGCUUCAUUGAUAGACCAUACGAUGUCGUUGUCAUUGGAGGCGGCCAUGCCGGCUCAGAAGCCUGUGCUGCGGCUGCGCGUUCAGGUGCUCGCACUGCGCUGAUUACUCCGUCGCUUUCUAACAUCGGCGUGUGUUCGUGUAAUCCGAGUUUCGGAGGGAUUGGGAAGGGUACAAUGAUUCGCGAGAUUGACGCCAUGGAUGGAGUUGCGGGACGGAUCAUCGAUAAAGCGGGAAUUAUGUUUCGAGUUCUGAAUCGGUCCAAGGGUCCGGCUGUUUGGGGACCUCGCGCGCAGAUCGACCGUGAUUUGUACAAGAAGUAUAUGCAGGAAGAGCUGCUGGGAACAGAAGGGCUGAGCAUUGUGGAAGGCAAGGUCGCGGAUAUUGUGAUUUCCACGGAGGAUGGGGGAUCUGGUGCCGCUGCGCCGGCCGGGAAGAUUGUCGGGGUGCGGCUCGAAACGGGUGAGGUGAUCCCGACGAGCCGGGUGGUUAUCACAACGGGUACUUUUCUCGGGGGGGAGAUUCAUAUCGGGAUGAAAGUGUUCCCCUCUGGAAGGAUGGGCGAGGCUGCGACUUUCGGGCUGAGCAAGUCUCUCCGCGAGGCUGGGUUCCAGUUGGGCAGGCUGAAGACCGGAACGCCUCCACGGCUUGAUAAGAAGACGAUCGACUUUGCGGCCCUGGAGGUACAAAGAGGAGACUCGCCACCGCAGCCAUUUUCCUAUCUAAACAGCCGGGUUCAGGUGGACGACGAAGCUCAGCUUACCUGCUGGAUGACCCACACCAACGAGGCGUCGCAUGACAUUGUCCGCGACAACCUGGACAAAUCCAUUCACAUCCGCGAGACAGUUAAAGGUCCGAGAUACUGUCCUUCCUUAGAGUCAAAGAUCAUCCGAUUCCACGAGAAGAACCAACAUCUCAUUUGGCUAGAGCCGGAGGGAUUCGCUCCUAAUGAGGUCAUCUACCCGAAUGGAAUCUCCAUGACCAUCCCCGAGGACGCACAAUUUGCUUUGCUGCGGACCAUUCGUGGCCUUGAGAAUGUGCACAUGCUGCAGCCAGGUUACGGUGUGGAAUACGACUACAUCGACCCGCGCAAUCUCUGGCCAACCCUCGAGACCAAAUUGAUCAGCGGUCUUUACCUUGCGGGCCAGAUCAACGGAACAACAGGAUAUGAAGAAGCAGCGGGCCAGGGAAUCCUUGCUGGAACCAACGCUGGUCUAUCCGCUCAGGGCCGAGCCCCCCUUACGCUCAGCCGUUCCGACGGGUUCAUUGGAAUCAUGGUCGACGAUCUCAUCACCAAGGGCGUCUCCGAGCCGUACCGCAUGUUCACAGCACGCAGCGAGUUCCGGAUCUCAACACGAGCGGACAACGCAGAUCUCCGUCUGACGCGUAUGGCCCGCAAGGCAGGAGUCGUAACGGACAAGCGCUGGCGCGAAUUCCGCGAGACCGAAGCCCAGAUUACCGAGCUGCAGACUCUCCUCGCGAACACGAAGAUGUCUGCGAGCGUUUGGACUCGCAGGGGCUUCAACGCACGAAACGACAGCUCCAUCCGGUCCGCGCUAGACCUGUUAUGUCUUGACCAAGUCGACAUUGACAGCUUAAUCGCGCAUAUCGAGACCCCGACAGGCACGGUCUACCAGCCCUCCUCCUUUGCGCCCGGGAUCCGACGUCGCGUUGCCAUCGAGGGCCGCUACGCGCCAUACGUCAUGCGGCAAGACGCGGCGGCGCGGAAAUUCCAGCAAGACGAAAACGUGCUCCUCCCUCGAGACUUGGACUACGCGGCCAUCCAGGGCAUCAGCAACGAAGAGCGACAGGCGCUGGAGCGUGUCCGGCCUGUCAGUGUCGGCAUGGCACGACGCAUCGAGGGCGUGACUCCAGCCGGUGCGCUGCGGAUUCUUCUCCAUGUGCGGAGGAACGCGGGGGGGAGGGGGGAUGCCCAAGGACGUCCUUACGGCGGAUGGGACGCGCGAGCUCGAAGAAACGCCGCCCGAUGAUGUGUUGUCCCGGGCGCCUUGAAUACGGAGGUGUAUGCUAUGAUGCAUUCGGCGUGUGUUAACUUAUUGGUGGAGUUUCCGUAUUAUACCAGGACUGUACAUUACAUUUACAUUUACAUUUACAUUUACAUUUUUACAUUUGCAUAUAUAAUAAUAAUACCCUAAAAGCAAUUCGAUCAAACAUGACUUGAC
This is a messenger RNA of Aspergillus ochraceoroseus IBT 24754, 2453 nucleotides long. RefSeq names its product tRNA modification protein MTO1. The transcript is spliced from 3 exons. Gene Ontology annotation, molecular function: flavin adenine dinucleotide binding. NCBI's taxonomy places the organism in Eukaryota, Fungi, Ascomycota, Eurotiomycetes, Eurotiales, Aspergillaceae. Gene Ontology annotation, cellular component: cytosol. The coding region runs from base 162 to 2261 and encodes 699 amino acids. The record is from RefSeq and is a predicted model, not a curated record. Gene Ontology annotation, biological process: tRNA methylation; tRNA wobble uridine modification.